Onychostruthus taczanowskii (white-rumped snowfinch) is the source of this 4219-nucleotide messenger RNA. It is a transcript of the gene THAP5, whose product is annotated as THAP domain containing 5. The transcript has 3 exons. The record is from RefSeq and is a predicted model, not a curated record. Bases 2659 to 3741 code for a protein of 360 amino acids. NCBI's taxonomy places the organism in Eukaryota, Metazoa, Chordata, Aves, Passeriformes, Passeridae. Gene Ontology annotation, cellular component: nucleus.
CCCCCGGCCCGACCCGGCCCGACCCGGCCCGUGGUGGCCGCCAUGCCGCGGUACUGCGCCGCCACCCGCUGCAAGAACCGCGGCGGCCAGAGCGCCAAGGACCAACGCAAGCUCAGCUUCUACCCGUAAGUGGCCGCGGAGCGGGGCAGGGUCUGGAUGAGCGCUGGCCGGGGGGUAGUCGUGAGCCCCACCGCGGAAGUAAAUGGCCGAAAGACUCAGCGCCACGGGUGGACCACGCUGAUGGUCGCCUUGGAAGCCUGCCUGCUCCCGGGAGGCUGGAGGGAAACGACGCUGAUCUCCUGGAGGAAUGGAGGGUGUAGGGACCCCCUGGAGGAAGGGGGGGUGUAGGGAAUAAAGAGCGGACAGCUGGGACGCAGUAGCAAAGAGCGUCCCUCGCACCAGACAGACGGAACCUGGGGGAGGGAGCGAUGACACGGCCGCGUCUGAGCGCCCUCGAAUAGGUGCAGAGGGCCCGUGAAGUGAAGAGCGAGGAGAGUUGACUAAAAAAUAACAUUUGCACUUCUGACUCCGUUUCGCUGCUGCCUCUAUGGAAGCGAUGUUCCAGCAGGACAAGGCAGUAGGGGAGGCUUUGGCUUAAUGGUGAAAAGUCUUGUGUGUGACGGUUUACAGGCCAGGUGAAGGGCCCGGAAGAGUAAGCAAGUAAACAUAAAACGAUUCCUUAAAAUUAAGCUUUGCCACUAGAAUUAUUACCUUACCUGCACUGUGAACAGAGGCAUUGGUGGUUGUUUGGAAGCAGCUGAGUUAGCUGGAACUUAGCUACUUGGGCUGCCAAAAACCAGUUAAUGGUGGCUGCAUUGUGCUGUCCAGACUCGGCAGGGACCAGUCUCACCCCAGGCCUGCAGUGACCUCUGCCCUGUUGUGGUUACGUGGCUAUCGCUUCCCAGGAUGCUGAGUUGUAAACAGUAUUUCACAAUCCUGAGAGAAGCACAGUGCAGGUAGCUAAAUAUGAAUGUAUUUGUGUAGAAUAAAAGUAUGAAACCAUUUGUCAACAGAAGCAACUUAAGAAAAAAAUGAAAAAUAAAUUUCACAAUUAGCCUCAAAAUCUGGUUAUGGUAAAAUUUAUACCUCCAGCCAGGUUUUCUUUCAGUUUCUGAUUAGUCAUAGUUAUUCCAAGAUCAGGAAGGCUGUGUAGGAAGACCUACAGGAAGACUUCUUUGAAAGAAAUUUUAUUUUAGAUUGAAAGAAAGCUUAUAUCCCUGGCACAUUUCUAAUAUGGAAUGCAUCAUAAAACAAUAAGGAAAAUAAUACUUUUCCCUUAUGCCUUAGAGAGCAUGUCAUAUGGAUAAUCAAAAGAAGUUUGAGCGCUGAGACAUGUCUGUAUUCAAAUGUACGGCAUCAGUAUGGAGAUGAUUGCCAAAACUUAGCUGGUUUAUCUAGCCUUUGAGUUGUGCUCCAUUCUGAGUUUCAUGCUCCUGUAGAAGGGGUGCUGAGAGUUGAUUUAUUGAUUUCUCUUGCCUUAUAUUAGUGACUACUGCUGACAUGAAUUGCAAGUUUUAUUCCCUUGCCUCUUACCACUGCCAAAGAAGUCCGCUGCUGCGCUGUGUUUGGGGUCUGAGCCCCUUCCAAACCUUUUGUCACCUAAUCUCAACUGGCCUAACUGCCCUUGUUUUAUUUCUUCACUUCUUUGACUUGUGUAGUGAUGGCAGCUGCUUCCUCUUUCCAUUUCCCCUUUUCUAUGUCUUGUUUACGCUAGAUUCUGUUGAUUAGUGAGGAGUUAUUGAAGCAUGAACAGAUUUUAGCAAAGUUACCUUUAAGCUAAAAUAAUAACUUUCACUGUCAGACCCUUCUCUUGCUACAGAUUGUUUUGUUUUCCAUCUAAAGCUGGUUGAGUCUGGGUAGAGCAGUGAGUCCUGUGUUGUGAGGGUAAUUGCAGUGGGAGCAAGUGUUCUCAAGGCCUUCUUGGAGAGGGUGUGAGUUGUGACAUGACCCUCAAUGAAGGGAGGCCAUCGUCUUCCUGAGAGACUUUUUUUGGACCUCUGCAGUAACAGCCAGGCUAAGCUGUGUUACCAAGGAGCACGCUCUGUCACACAUGCAAUGCUGCCACUGGGUGCACAUGAUCGAAGUAGACAGGAUUUGAAAAGCCUGAACCUCUAACUUGUCCUUCAGAGGUUACUGUGUUCUUGUUCCUUGCAUUAUUCCUUGCAUUCCUGCAGAUACACAGAGCUGGAUGCAUCAAAUGCCUGCUCUAUUUCCUUGGUAAUUUGAAGACUUACGUGGCAGCAAAUUCAAAAGGUUGGGGAAGGGGUGAAGACAUGCACCUUUAUGCUGUGUCUUUUUCUCCAAAUCACCUGAGUUUGCAGUUUUGGAGCACAGGGCCUGUAUAUGAGUCUGCUGCUCUGUGUGGCUUUUGGAGGAAGCCUGCAGCUUCAGGGAUUUGAGGGUGGCAUCACAAAAGCUGAGAUUUUUCCUUUGUAAUUAUUGUUGCUCGUGAUUCUCAGGAUAUUGUUUUCUGAACGGUAGUCACUUAACAGUGCUCAGAAUUCAACUUAUGGUUUAUGUACCAUAUGUGGUUAUAUGCUAAUGUAAAAUUGAUAUGCACCAGAGAAACGUAGAAGUACAUUUCAAAUACCCUGAUACCUGACUGAGAAGAGAUUCCCACUUCAUGAUAAAGAGAGACUUGAGAAAUGGUUGCGGAAUAUGAAGCGGGAUUCGUGGACUCCAAGUAAGCACCAGCUCCUCUGCAGUGAUCAUUUUACCCCCGAUUCCCUGGAUGUGCGGUGGGGGAUACGGUACUUGAAAAAUACUGCUGUGCCAACUAUUUUCUCUUCCUCAGAUGAUGAGGAAAAAGAUUCUUCUCAGAACACUUCACAGCAGGUACAGAAAAAAGACCAGGAAGAAACAAAUGUUGUGUCAGAGAAAGUAUCUGUACCACUUGAACCUUGUACACCAAAGAAAAAUUCUGUAAUUGCACGAAAUGUAGAGGAAAAAGCAGAAGUGAUUUACUCAACUGCACUGAGUGAACCUUUACAAAUUCAAAACCUGCAGCUUCCAUAUGAAGGUGGCUUUCAGGCAGACAGUGUCAUUGUUGAUAGUUUAUCUAAGCAGUACAUGCAUCAGCCUAAUCCUAUUCUAAUGACAGCAGCAGUCCAGAGCAUGAAGGCUACCAGUGUUCAUACUUCUAUAGAGGAUUCAGGAGGUUGUACAGCUACAGUCCUGCAAUUUACAGACCCUGAGUACUUGAAUUCAUCUCUGAAACUGAACAGUGCUUUAGGGUCGGUUACUGACUAUGCAGUUGAAAAUUCUGUCCCUCAUGUGGUCUGUUCUGGUGAAGUGCAGACAAGUGAAGAUGCAGUUUUACUGAGUACAGUCACACAAACUAUUGAACAGUUCAGUGGAAGUGAAGAGUCUGUCAUUGCUAUUAUAAUGCCAGCUGAGAGUCCAGAAGAGCCUGAAAGUGUAAAUACUUCUUUUCUGCCCGUUAAGGAAGAGUUUCUUGACGUAGAGGAUACAGAAGUGAUUGAACGUGACGGAAAUGAAAUACUGCAGACUGAACAUUCAUACUGCAGACAAGACAUAGACAGAGAUCACCUUUGGCAAAAAAUUUCAAAACUCCACUCUAAGAUAACUUUACUUGAAAUGCAAGAGGUAAAAACUUUGGGGAGACUCAGGUCCUUGGAAGCUCUUAUUAGACAAUUGAAGCAAGAAAACUUGCUUUCUGAAGAAAAGCUCAAGUUGGUAGAAAACUACUUUACAACACUUGAAGUGACUAUGAUACAGUAAAGGCUUUCAGUUGAUGGUUCUCAAAUAUCUUUUUAACCUCUUUGACUGUACUUUUGGACAAAUUAACUUUUUUUCCAGUUGUGGUGUUUUAAACAUGUAAUGAAAAUCAUGUGAAUAGCAUUCUUUAAAAUGUAACAUCAAACAAAGCUAAGUGGUAGAAUGUUGUCUGCAAAACAUGACUGGCAAGUAAAAUUUUUAAAAAAACCUGAAUUGGGCAAAAUUUUCUUAAAUGUGUGAAUCAAGUCAGUAAAAGAUAAUUUAACCCUUCUUAGCUGCAGGCUUCUCUGAAACAUGCAAGGCCUGCAUUGGGGACAGCAGUAGAAUGGGCAGAAUAAGCAUAUAGGAUGAACAAUUAUAUACGUACAUAUAUGCAUUGUCCAGUGAGGACAAAAUUGCUCUUUAGUUUUCUGCUCAUCUGACAUUUGUUCUGAUAGUUUUUUUGUAUGCUUUGAUCUUAUUAAAAUUGUUUCUGCAUAAA